Molecule: messenger RNA, 2617 nt
Organism: Colossoma macropomum (tambaqui)
Lineage: Eukaryota; Metazoa; Chordata; Actinopteri; Characiformes; Serrasalmidae
Product: protocadherin alpha-2-like
Exons: 1
Coding region: 236-2617 (793 amino acids)
Biological process (GO): homophilic cell-cell adhesion
Cellular component (GO): plasma membrane
Molecular function (GO): calcium ion binding
Source: RefSeq, a predicted model, not a curated record
UGGUUUCGUUGCUUGAAAGACACUGAUGGAUGAUUCUGGAUGUUCAAGAUUUAUGGAAUUUGCCAGAGGUUUGAAAAUUACAGAGGAGGAAAGCUGCGCUGUUUUCUUUUGUCUCUCACCAUUGCUUACGGCGGAUCUUCUGCUCUCCUGGAGAUGGUCUUAGUCUCAUCCAUGAUGCUGAUUUCUCAGGAUUAUUCCAAUUAUUCCAUGUAACUGACUUGGAUAUAGAGCAGCCAUGCUGAUGCGCGUGCAGAGAUAUUUAAUAGUGGGCUUUUUGGCUUCACAUGUCUUGGAGACAGUGUUGGGGCAGAUCGCGUAUAAUGUAUUGGAGGAGGUGAAAGUGGGCACUACAGUUGGCAAUAUAACCAAAGACAUCAACCUCUCGCUGAAAGAGUUGACCUCAAGAGAAUUCCGUAUCGUGUCCAGUUCAAAAAAGGAGUACUUCAGAGUGAAUCCAGAGACAGGAGCGCUGCAGGUCAGUGAGAGGAUUGACCGAGAGGAGCUGUGCGCGUCCGCACCCUCGUGUUCCGUUAAUUUAGAAGCUUUGGUCAAUCGACCACUGCAGCUUUACCGGGUAAGAAUAAACAUUCUUGACGUUAACGAUAAUUCCCCUGCGUUUCCGGUAAGUUCAGCCUAUCUGAACAUCACAGAAAUCACAGCGGCGGGGGCGCGCUUUCCUUUGCAGAGCGCACAUGACGCAGACAUUGGGGUCAACUCUUUGAAAACAUACAAGCUCGGUUCCAACGAAUACUUCACAUUAGAUAUUCAGACACACAGUGAUAAAACGAUCUCUGCUGAACUGGUGCUUAUUAAAGCUCUGGACAGAGAAAAAACUCCGUUUGUUGACCUUUUAGUUACUGCUAUUGAUGGCGGAUCGCCCGCUAGGACAGGGACUUUAAACAUUAAGGUAAAUGUUUUAGAUAUCAAUGACAACGCUCCUGUGUUUGGCAAGUCAUUGUACAAAGUAUCCAUAGCUGAACAUACUGCAGUUGGAACUACAGUCAUUAGACUGCAAGCCAAAGAUUCAGAUGAAGGCUUAAAUGGAGAAUUAGUUUACUCAUUUAUUAGCCACACGCCUCAGAAUAUUCUGGAGAGGUUUGAAAUCGACAGGCAAACCGGAGAUGUCAGAAUAAGAGGUGAUAUCGAUUAUGAAGAGAGCAAUGCCUAUGAAAUCCGUGUUCAAGCCACAGAUAAGGGUGGUGUGCCUAUGUCGGGACACACAAAGCUUUUAGUAGAGGUCUUAGAUAUUAAUGAUAACCCACCAAGCGUGACUGUCACGUCGCUCCUUAAUCCAGUUGAGGAGAGCGCGGGGAAAGGCACGGUUGUGGCUUUAAUGACCGUGAGUGACCCGGACUCCGGUAAAAACGGAGCAGUCAGGUGUCGUCUUGCCGGUUCGAGUCCGUUUAAACUGCAGUCGUCCUUCCAGAAUUACUACUCUCUGAUUUUAGAUGACGUACUCGACCGAGAAAAGGUUACAGAGUAUAGCAUCACGGUUAUAGCGGAAGAUGAAGGAACCCCGCAAAUGUCCAGUGCAAACGUAAUAAACGUACUAGUAGCGGAUGUAAAUGACAACGCGCCUCGCUUUUCAGAUAAGACAGAAUAUGCUUACCUGAGAGAAAACAGUAAAGCUGGGUCAGUUCUAUGCGCACUUAAAGCCUCUGAUGCGGAUAUCGGUGAAAAUGCGCUCAUAACCUACUCUAUACCGCAAACCACCAUUAACGGUACACCAGCUUCCUCACUGUUCAAAAUCGACGCGUUAACAGGAGAAAUACAAAGCAUGCAGUCUUUCAAUUACGAGGAAACGAAAACGUUUCAGUUUAAAGUUCAGGCCACAGACUCUGGAGCUCCUCCACUGAGCAGUAACGUGAGUGUGAACGUUUUUAUCCUGGAUGAAAAUGACAACAGUCCCGGGAUUCUCGCGCCCUAUUCUGAGCACGGCUCCGUUAACACCGAGAACAUUCCCUAUUUUGCUGAAGCGGGCUACUUUGUGGCCAAGAUCAGGGCUGUAGACGCGGAUUCCGGUUAUAACGCGCUGCUUUCUUAUCACAUCUCUGAACCCAAAGGAAACAACCUGUUCCGGAUCGGAAGCAGCAGCGGGGAGAUCAGGACUAAGAGGAGAAUGAGUGACAAUGACCUGAAAACCCACCCGCUGGUCAUUGUGGUCUCUGAUAGCGGAGAGCCCCCACUGUCAGCCACUGUGUCUAUUGAUGUCGUGGUGGUCGAAAGCACAGGUGACAUCCAGACUCAGUUCAAACACGCUCCGAUAAAGGAGGAGAGCUUCUCGGAUCUAAACCUGUAUCUGCUGAUCGCCAUUGUGUCAGUUUCAGUCAUCUUUUUACUGAGCCUCAUCAGUUUAAUAGCAGUAAAAUGCUGCAGGACAGACGGCAGUUUCAGCAGGUACAGCGCCCCGGUGAUCACCACACACCCUGAUGGGAGCUGGUCUUACUCCAAAUCCACUCAGCAGUACGACGUGUGUUUUAGCUCCGACACUCUGAAGAGUGACGUAGUGGUUUUCCCUGCGCCAUUUCCGCCUGCAGAUGCGGAACUGAUCAGUAUUAAUGGAGGAGACACUUUUACCAGAACACAAACUCUCCCUAAUAAAGAGAAGGUAAGAUAA